Messenger RNA from Haliotis rufescens (red abalone), 1714 nucleotides. RefSeq names its product protein LZIC-like. The coding region runs from base 174 to 773 and encodes 199 amino acids. Gene Ontology annotation, molecular function: beta-catenin binding. The transcript has 6 exons. The record is from RefSeq and is a predicted model, not a curated record. NCBI's taxonomy places the organism in Eukaryota, Metazoa, Mollusca, Gastropoda, Lepetellida, Haliotidae.
GAAGGUGUCACGCGCUGGGAAGGAGCUCGUUCCGUGAUAAACGAAGGGCGAUAACUCGGUCUCUUACCAUGUGAAAGCAAAGACUUGUGCGGACCGAGACUUGGGUAACGGUUUGAAGUGAUUGACGAAGUAACGUUUCUGGCAGGAACGGUGUUUCGAAACUUUGGCAAUAUAUGCUACAUUUACUCUACAAUCCAUCAAUGGCUUCUCGAGGGCAGCAGGAAACAACCAAGCUGAGGCAGAAUAUGGAAGAACAGCUUGAUCGCCUCAUGCAGCAGUUGACUGACUUGGAGGAAUGCAGAGAGGACCUAGAACCAGAAGAAUAUGAAGAAACCAAGAAUGAAACAUUAGAACAGUUAAAAGAAUUUAAGGAAUCAUUGGACAAAAUGGUUGGAGGUGAUCUAAGUCUUGUUGAUGAACUGAAUGGGAUGCAACUGGCUAUUCAAGCUGCAAUAAGUAAAGCAUUCAAGACACCUGAAGUUAUCAGACUCUUUGCGAAAAAACAACCAGGUCAACUGAGACAAAGAUUGGCUGAUAUUAACAGAGAUGCAAAAAUUGGUAAGAUCAGCAAGGAAAUGGAAACACUACAGUCUGUGGAAAUAAUGACAGCUCUGAAGAAACUUGGAGAGACUCUAACAUCUGAGGAGGAAUCGUUUCUACAGACAAAUUCUAGUUCAAAUUUGAAGGAAUUUGAGCAAGUCUCCAGUAAUUUAGCAUCAGGGGACAAGGUUCUGGCUGUGGCAGGAUCACAAGUGGAACAGGCAAUCAAGUGAAGCAGAAACAGAAAAAUACAAUUGUGCAAUUGAUAUUUUGCAGAUUCUUUAUACAAGAUGAAAUUUACAUUUUUGUUGUUGAAAAAUAACUUUGCCUGUCCAUAAAAAAACAUUGUAAUGAUUUUCCUUGUGUAGUCGUUCAGCUGGAGCACUUUCAUUGCCUGUUAUUUGUCUCCCCGUCCUGGAUUGUUAAUACGAUGCAGUAUUUUAACUCACUUGCUCCCUGUUGGUUCAUCCAGGAUUACUGUUAACAGAUUGAGAGACAGUCAGAAAUUAAAUGCUUGAAAUUUGGAUGAAUUGGACCAAAUUUGUCAUUUUCUGUGGCUCUAAUGGUUAGGGUUUGUAAGGUCUGGAAAUAACUCAAAUCUUCACUGAAACUACAAGGCCUAUGGAGCUGAUACUUGGCAUGACUGAACUCAGCUAUAGUGUCUCAAAAACAUGCUUAUAGGAUCCAAUUUUAAAACUGUGUACCUCAGCAGCCAUUAGAGUUUUUCUGAUAAUUUGAAAUAAUCGAAGAUCAAUCAUAAGUUCCAAAAGACCUCAUUUCUGGCGGAAUAUUGCUAAAAGCGGCGUAAAACCAUACUCACUCACUCCAAAAGACCAGGCAAUCAAAUGCAAUUUUCCAUAAUUGAACACAAAUGUUUGCCCACACUCUCAACCCUGAGAUGCUUUUAUUGCCUGAGAAGGUUUAUUCAUGUCUUAGUUUAUAGUACUUAGAAAAGAAUUAAAAAUUUACCUGUUCCAAAUUGCUUAUGACAUCCUGUAGCAAUGACAUCGUGACGAUAGGUUGUAUGUUAAGUGCCAGGGGAACAGAUAAACUUAAACUUCAGCACAAUAUAAAUAGACUAGAUUAGAUAAGUUUAGAUGAGUACUUGGAGAAGUGUGGGAGAAAGAGCAAGGACAGUGUUCUUUUAAAUAUUUUUAUUAAAUCAUUGAGCUAA